This is a messenger RNA of Uranotaenia lowii, 624 nucleotides long. RefSeq lists its product as uncharacterized. The coding region runs from base 62 to 400 and encodes 112 amino acids. NCBI's taxonomy places the organism in Eukaryota, Metazoa, Arthropoda, Insecta, Diptera, Culicidae. The record is from RefSeq and is a predicted model, not a curated record. The transcript is spliced from 3 exons.
GCUCAACAUGAAAAUAACUUUUACGGUUCUUCAGGGCAACACGGAGUAGGUCGUCAAUACGAUGGGGACCACUCUUAGGAAUACUUUCGGUUGUUUGCCGGAGGAUAACAGCACUUAUACCAGGUCUCUUGAUGGUAUUUUUCUUCUCGUCAGGCUCCGGCGAAAUACGUGGUGGAAUUACCUCUCAAAGUGGACUUAUGAUCCGGAAUCUUCUCUGCUUUUGAAUAUUGCUUUGAUCCCAUCAUUCAUCGUACGUUUGUCUGAGACCGACACUAAUCUACCCCAGGAUGCCCAGGGUGUUUGGAGGAUAACAUCCUUGAGCGCUAAGCUCCGAAACAUAAUUUAUAUAUGGAUUAAAGCAAGCAUAAUCAUGUUCACAAGCCCUAGUCAGAUGAAUUAGAAAAAAGAACCGUAGAACCUAAUACACAGAGCUGAUCGACGAUUAAACUAACUCAGCCUGCAGAGUAGAAGCAAUCAUGUCUAACACAAGAUGACACUGACGAGGAUAGACUAAUAGGAUGAACUCGAAAGCUUAAUGAAAAUUGGUAAGGCUACGAUAAAUUUUACAUAUUUUUUUGCUUAUUCAUAGAUCUCGGUUGGGACGCCUUCCGGAAAGCAUCAUCC